AUGAUGAAGAUGAUGAUGAUGAAGAUGGUGAUAUUGUAUGAUGAGUAUGAUACGUAUGAUGAGUAUGAUGAUGAGUAUGAUGAUGAGUAUGAUGAUUAUGAUGAUUAUGAUGAUGAGUAUGAUGAUGAGUAUGAUGAUUAUGAUGAUGAGUAUGAUGAGUAUGAUGAGUAUGAUGAUUAUAAUGAUGAGUAUAAUGAGUAUGAUGAGUAUGAUGAUUAUGAUGAUGAGUAUGAUGAGUAUGAUGAUUAUGCUGAUUAUGAUGAUGAGUAUGAUGAUGAGUAUGAUGAGUAUGAUGAUGAGUAUGAUGAUUAUGAUGAUUAUGAUGAUGAGUAUGAUGAUGAGUAUGAUGAUUAUGAUGAUGAGUAUGAUGAGUAUGAUGAGUAUGAUGAUUAUAAUGAUGAGUAUAAUGAGUAUGAUGAGUAUGAUGAUUAUGAUGAUGAGUAUGAUGAGUAUGAUGAUUAUGCUGAUUAUGAUGAUGAGUAUGAUGAUGAGUAUGAUGAGUAUGAUGAUGAGUAUGAUGAUUAUGAUGAUUAUGAUGAUGAGUAUGAUGAGUAUGAUGAUCAGUAUGAUGAGUAUGAUGAUUAUAAUGAUGAGUAUGAUGACGAGUAUGAUGAGUAUGAUGAUUAUAAUGAGUAUGAUGAGUAUGAUGAUUAUGAUGAUGAGUAUGAUGAUUAUGAUGAUGAGUAUGAUGAGUAUGAUGAUUAUGAUGAUGAGUAUGAUGAGUAUGAUGAUUAUGAUGAUUAUGAUGAUGAGUAUGAUGAUGAGUAUGAUGAUUAUGAUGAUGAGUAUGAUGAGUAUGAUGAUGAGUAUGAUGAGUAUGAUGAGUAUGAUGAUUAUGAUGAUUAUGAUGAUUAUGAUGAUGAGUAUGAUGAGUAUGAUGAUGAGUAUGAUGAGUAUGAUGAUUAUAAUGAUGAGUAUGAUGAUGAGUAUGAUGAUUAUGAUGAUGAGUAUGAUGAUUAUGAUGAUUAUGAUGAUUAUGAUGAUGAGUAUGAUGAUUAUGAUGAUGAGUAUGAUGAUUAUGAUGAUUAUGAUGAUUAUGAUGAUGAGUAUGAUGAUUAUGAUGAUGAGUAUGAUGAUUAUUACGAUUAUGACGAUUAUGACGAUUAUGAUGAUGAGUAUGAUGAUUAUGAUGAUGAGUAUGAUUAUUAUGAUGAUUAUGAUGAUGAGUAUGAUGAUUAUGAUGAUUAUGAUGAUGAGUAUGAUGAUUAUGAUGAGUAUGAUGAUUAUGAUGAUUAUGAUGAUUAUGAUGAUGAGUAUGAUCAUUAUGAUGAUGAGUAUGAUGAUUAUGACGAUUAUGAUGAUGAGAGGUUAAAAACCGUGUCUCUGAGCAGCAUAGAAGGCACCACGGAUUCCGGAAGCGGAGUGACCGAACUUUCGAACCGAUGUGUCUCGAAAUAA
This is a messenger RNA of Colletes gigas, 1398 nucleotides long. RefSeq names its product protein PFC0760c-like. The coding region runs from base 1 to 1398 and encodes 465 amino acids. The transcript has 3 exons. The record is from RefSeq and is a predicted model, not a curated record. NCBI's taxonomy places the organism in Eukaryota, Metazoa, Arthropoda, Insecta, Hymenoptera, Colletidae.